AUAAAUAUAUAAAUAUAUAAAUAUAUAAAUGUAUAUAUUUAUUUUUUUAUUUCUUUAAUAUCCUGUUUGUAAAAACAAUUGUUUCUUCAUUGUAAUUCCACUAAGUGCCAGGAUUUGGAACAUGUUUUCCAGUUCUGCUUAUUGGACUUGUUACGCUAUGUCUGCUAGUUAGGAUGAUAAAAAUAUAUAUAUAUACAUACAUAUAUAUAUAAAAGAGAGAAAGAAAACAGAAAAUAUCCUAAAUAUACUCUAUAUCGUUAAUGAAUCCACGAUGGAAAUCUACCAUUCUAAGAUAUAUGAAUUGUGUGCAUCUGGCAGUGCUGUCGUACUGCAGAGCCUGCACUGUGCAACAUGGCCGACAUCGAGGAACACAGUCGAGCUACUGAAGACAAAGAAUCUGAAACUCAAGUAUUAUCUGUAGAAGAUAACUCGUUGAAGGGAGGACGCAACCGCAUUUGUAAGCAGUGUAAAUUUACAUGCAAAGACUCUCGAGAGUUCUCGCAGCACCAGUUAUCUGCCCACGGUGAAUCGGAAGAUAGCCAUUGCAUUCAAAACUCCGUAUCCAACAACAACAACAACAGCAGCAACAGCAGCAACACCACUGGUAACAAUACAUAUCGAAGAAACAGUGCCAAAUCUUGCAGCCCUCAGAUUGGGAACUCUAAGCCUGAUUUCUUUAUCAACAGUAACAACAACAAUAACAUUUAUAAGAUGAGCCGAGAAGAGGACGAUGAAAAUUCUGACCACAUUUACAGGGAUACUGAGGAUGAUGAACUAGAAGACCGAUUAAUAAUAGCUGAAGACCAAGAUGAUUCCUUUUCCCAUACUCCAAUAAGAAGUGGCAAUAUUCAAAACCGAACGUAUAUCUGCCCUUUUUGUGAUUUUUCAUCAACUAGUGCAAAAAUUUUCUUGCAUCACCAGAAAGAUAUCCAUGGAAAAGACUUCACCAUUUAUGAAUGUGAUGUGUGUGAUUAUGCAACUAAAUACAAACAGAAACUUCCUCGUCAUCGUAAGCUUCACUUUCCUGGCCUUGAGUUCAAUUCUAGCUCAGUAGGUGUGUUGGGGCCAAUAACUUUGACAGGGGAAAACACCCAGGAUACCUCUGACAUUAUCAUAACAUCUGAAGUGGAUAUCAGAAAAAGAGAUGAAGAAAUGGAAGAUGAAUUAGAUGAUGAAGAUAUGGAAAUAGUUAUGGAAGAGGGAAAUGGGAUUGACGACUCCCAGAAACAGAAAACAAAGCGCACACGUCAAGAAGUUGACCCUGCAAAGUAUAUUGAGGUUAUGGAUGAUGUUGGUAUUAAGUAUUCUUGUUCAAAGUGCGGAAAUAUUUAUAAAUGGCGCAAGUCUCUAAACAAACAUUGGAAAGAAAAGCAUGCUGAUGAGAAACUAGAUGGUAUUAAGCAAAUUUCAUCUCCUCACAAUCCAGUGAAACUGGGAAAUACAAAAAUUACUCAUGAAAUGAAUCGGAAGGACUCGUGUGAAAAGCUCAUUUACAAAAAGGAAGGCCAAUCAAACGGUUACGCUGAUGAUGGUAGAGUGUGUCAUGAAAUAUCAGGAGUCAGUGAUUGUGUUAUGCCUAAGAUGAUUGGACCAUUUGUCACUAACUCUUACAUAUCCGUCUACUCAACACAAAAUGGUCAAUCUUCCGGUCAAGCAAAUUCAGACCAAGGAGUACUUGAUUUAUCGAGGAAGACACCGACAUCUCUAUCAACCAACACACAGCGAGAACCAAUUGACUUCUCGUUUAAAAAGGAACCUUAUCCUUCAGCUAAUGUCUCAGGAGUCAUGUCUAUAAAAGCUGAACCGAUUUGGGAUAAUGAACAGGACAUGACUGAGGGUGGGGAUGAUCAAAAACAAACAUCUCCAGUUUUACAGUGUCCAAGGUGUUCGUUUGUUGCAAAAACUUUUAUCGAUUACAGUUCCCACAUGGCAGUUCAUCUAAAUAAAAGGGCAUUUAAAUGUGCAGAAUGUCAGCAGCAUUUCAAUUGUGUAGAGGAACUAAACAAGCAUUUCGCUGAGGUCCAUGUUAAAAAGAUUCACGAACAUAGAGACGUAAUCCAGAAAAUUCCACAUGGACUUCAACAAACUUACCAUUUACUACGCAUGCCAUUGUCUUCGAAUGAGUUUAAUUGUACUGAACAGCGUCAGUUGAAGUGCAGCCGUUGUGAUUUUGUAGCAAAGUGGCCGGCUGAAUUGCAAAAACAUGCUGUCUCUCAUUCUGAAGAACGUCCGUUUAUAUGUAUGGUGUGUGGUUCGACUUACAAAUGGAAGUGGGAUUUAGUGAAGCAUUUUGAGAAAAGUCAUUCGACUCUAACUAACCCCUAUAAACGUAGAGCAACAAUUUUAGGAUCUAAUAUUUCCGAGCCGACUAUUUCUAGAACAGCCGAUGCACUUGUAGAUAGCCGAAGCCUUGACUCGAUAAUUUUGCCUCCCAAGAAGAAACGUAGGUUGUCUGAAACUGACUUGACAGCAAUUCACUCGAAAUAUUUAGAUUUGGAAAUGAGAAGCGACAAUUUUCGUUUUCCCAGAUUUUCACAUAGCAACAGAUCUUCUCCCCUAUUCUUUCGUGAAAGGUCAUCCUCUGUUCCACCUUAUUUGAAUAACUUUCCCGAAAGGAUUCGCUACAACGAAAGAGACUCUGAUGAUAACAGUAUGCCUGGUCUUCAGAUCACCAAUGUCUAUUCUUUAGUGAAAGACAAAACAUCCAGCUCUCAGCCUGACUCUUUGGAAAGUUCAUCAUUAUAUACUUCUAGUAUCCAGCCAACCAUUGAACGCCUGACAGGCUGUUCGGAUCAAUUUUCAUCUUUUGAAGAGCAACACAAAGCUGUCAAUGCUGCUCUAAGACAACGUAUCAGUAUGUCUUCAAAUCGCAAUAAGCGCCUGUCUUCGGUAAAUCCCAAUGAGAAAGACAGAUCCUGUGCUGAUAUUCUUUUGCCGUACAAGUGUACAUUGUGCCAGUAUCGUGCACGUUGGCCAUCAGAAAUAACUCAACACAUGAAGAACCAUUCAGACGAGAAACCGUUCUGUUGUCCCGAAUGCAGCUAUAAAAGCAAGUGGAAAUGGGAUGUCGUGAAACACAUGAAACGAUGUGGCGGAGGAACGGUGAAGGAUGUCAUCGACAACAGCAAGAUGAAGUUCGGACCACCCAAUGUUGUGGUUACAUUAAGAGAAGAACCAAAUGAUAACGAGAAAAUGACAAAAGCACCAAGUAAUCUUUUGAUUAAUGGAGAUGCUAACCAGUUUUCUUUCAAGCCUAUUAUUCCUGGUAAAAUACCUCCUGUGAUUAUUGAUAUAUCAGAUAAAGUGUCGACUGAUGUUGUUGACCCACCAGCUAAACCACCCUCAGUUUUAGACUUAAGAAAGGAAUCAGUUUCCAAACCAAAUCCAUAUUUCCGUGACUUAAUAAAUAAUGGUUUAUAUCAUUGCUUAGAAUGUCAGUUUGUUGGUCAUAGUCCUGCUGAGCUGAAACGACAUGCAUACCUACAUUCUGAAGACAAGCCAUAUGUUUGUGAAGUUUGUACAUAUAGCUCUCGUUGGAAAUGUGACCUUAAAAAACACAUCCGUACAUAUAACCAUUAUGGUUCUGGCAAUGGUUCCCAAAUCGAUAAUAUACGGAAGCAUUCAAGUCCUGACGUAUUCGGAGAUGUAUCAGUAUCAGAGGAACCCAAAGUUUACAAGUGCAAUCACUGCUUUUUUGAAUCCGAUUCUAAACUAGCACUAGAUCAGCAUACAGAGACCCACGAGAAAGAAACCGUGAAACACCGUUGUUCAAAAUGCAACUUCGUUUCAGACGAUUCCUUUAUUUUCUCCCAGCAUCAAUUAACUCACGAGAACACCAGUACUUCAUCGGAUCCGGCUGCACAACCUCCAGUAGCAAACACUGCAAAGGUUUCAUCUCGGACUCGUCACCUCAAGAACUGCCGUAGACCCAUCAAACAAUACCACUGUAGUAAAUGCCCGUAUGUAUGCUUAGAUGACAUGGAUUUGGUUGUACACAAAGAAGGACACAAACCUCAAGGUUCCAAUGCAUUCCAAUGCUUCUUCUGUGAUUUCAGUGUCCAUCAGAAAAUACAGUUAAUCAACCAUCUUUAUCUUCAUCCAGAGUUUGAAACAUCAGAUAAAUCCAAGUUGAAUGAAAUUCUUCACUAUUCCCAACUUUUAGAUGUCUGGCAAUCUAAUAAAGAUAACGAAGAUAUGGACUUGACUUGUGACGAUUCUUUGGAAUAUUAUUCUAACUCUGGCAAUUAUGACUUCAACAGAGGGAAGAAACUGGAUGCGAAUGACUACAAGAGGGAAGAGACAGAAAUGGAAGAGAAAGAAAAUAGGUUCAUAAAUGGAAUGUCUCCAAUGCAUGACAUGUCUUUGAAACGUCUACAGUGUGAAUGGUGUGAGGCGGCGUUUGCUCACAUCAGUACUCUUUACCAACAUGCCCGAUCUGUACAUCCAAUUUUGCUUCAACAACAAGAGUACGAAAACAACAUAAAGUACGAUGAUCUACCUCCCCCACCACCGCCUCCCAACUAUAAUGGUGUUGCAGUGAGUCAGAAUUCAGCAUUUAACCCGAUUCUACCUAAAGUUACUCAGACUCCUAAAAAGGUCUUACCUACCCAGCUUACUAAGCCCCAAAAGAAUCUGAGCCCUGGAAAGACUGGUGGUCCUUUUAAAUGUCAGAAAUGUCCUUUCAUUGGUGCCAGUUCAAAUACGUAUUCUCGCCACAUGGAAAGGCACGGCAGCAACUGUAAGCACACCUGUUUGUACUGUGAUUACAGUAUUGACAGACUUAAUCUGCUACAUCAACACAUGCGUGGCAGUCAUGGACAUGAUGUGAAACAGUCACCGUUGAACAGCUCUGCAUCAGAUAAAACUUCACCCAAUGGACCUCAUAAACAAGAAAUGGGAAGUAGAGUGAUACUGUCGACACCAACCUACAUUCAGAAAAGUGAUGGAAGCAGCAGCGAAUCUCAUUUAAGACCCAUAGCUCCCAAACCUGUGGAAGGCUCACAUCCUGAGAUUUCGCCAUCUUUACCUAUUCUUGAAAAUGGACCAAAUGGAAAGUAUAUGUAUAGAUGCCCAAAUUGUUCUUUUUGCAGCCCCAAAGUUGCUAACACCUCAGCACAUAUUCGUACUCACUAUAUCAGCCAUAAUUUCGCAGAUACUAAGAAAUACGGAGAGAAAGUACCCGAGUUAAGCUACACCCCUUACCUCUCUGAUACAACAAAUAAGAAAUUCAAUAAUAAAUUAAAUAACCCAAUGAAUGCAAGACCAUUAAAUUGUGAUUGCAGUGACAUGUCAAAUCUGUCAAAGACUCACCAACCUGCGAAGAUUCCUCCAAAGAAUAUGCUGCUCUGUCUACAAUGUCCAUUUAAGACGACCACUAAAGAAUCUUUGCAAGAACACCAAGAAUUUCAUGGUUAUAAAGGUCAGUAUCGCUGUAGUGAGUGUAAUUUUAGUGUUGAUCAUGUCAACCUUUUCUGUGACCAUUCUGCUUUACACUCUGCCAGCAACUACAACAGCAACCAGAAUCCCAGUAAUAAUGAUAACAACAACAACAUUAACAGCAUCGGUAACAACAACAACAACAAUAAUAAUAUCAGCAGUAUGAAUACUUCCCAAAUAAAUUACAGGUCUAACGAAGGAGCUAAUAACAAAACUAAUUCACAAAAGAUGGGUGGAGACCACUUUCAUCCUAAAUACGACAACAAUGAACGGCGUGGUAAGUUGAACCUACAACAAAUGUUAAAGCAAGUGAAAAUGGCUGGCAGAGUGCGGUACAAGUGUUCGCGUUGUCCAUAUCGAACAUGCUGCAAGAAUAAUAUCAUAAAACAUCGUAAACAGCACAUAGUGAACAGUCGUUACAAGUGCCAAUACUGUAACUAUAGCGCUGCACGCAAGUACUUGUUACAGCAGCAUCUAAAAUUUCAUCGUGAUGAAGCCAGCGAACAAGAAAAAGAAUUCCAAGAUGUCGUACUCGAUCCUUACGAUGAGAAUUCUGUGAAAACUCUCAAGGAAUCAUCUGAUUAUAACAAAGACUUGUUGACCCCAAAAUCUUUUGAUAAUUUUAAUAGAAGAAGGAAACCAAGCUCAGGUGAAAGUACUUCCGUCCCAGUGUCUCUAAUGAUCAGAGCCAAUACUGAACGAGAUGGUGAUGAACAAAGUGAUAUGCUUGAAGAUGAAGAAAAACAUUUGUCUGAUGAUCAAAACUAUGAAAGCAAAAGGCGAAACUUUCAUUGCAGUCUUUGUCCGUUUAGUUGUAACACUGCAGUUGUAUUUCAAAGACAUUCCCAGUUCCACAAUUCCAGCCUAAAGUACAAAUGUGAUUUUUGUAAUUACAGUGUUGAUCGGUUUAACCUGUUGACUCAACAUUCCCGUCUUCAUUCACAACAAACGAAUUAUCCACCGUCGGCUUCUCCUGAAGAUAUGCCAGUCAUGGAUUUCUCAUCACCUUCCUCCUCUUUCUCAUCACAUAAUGCCUACAUGAACCAAAAAUCUUCAAAAGAUAACACUGACAGGAAUAUAAACCUGUCUUUAUUGGAUGAGCAAGCAAUGGGCAGUGAAAAGUUCCAAAUGCUUGAGAUGGGUUCUGAAGGUAACGAGGAAGCAAUGCGUUACCACUGCAAACUUUGUCCUUAUAUGUCUAAUUCUUUAAAAAGUUAUAACGUCCAUUCAAGCAUGCAUGGCUGUGAAGGCAAAUACAAAUGUGAUUACUGUGAUUGGAGUGCUAACCGUUUAAAUCUACUUAAUCAACACCGCAAGGUUCAUUCUAGGGAGCCAAAUUUCGACCCCAAUCCAGAUGAACUGACAUUCCUUAACAGAGAAGCUCUUUUGCAAUCUACAACUGAUGCGAGAAGUUGUAACAAGCUAAAAAAUGUCGAUGCACGACAUCUUAUCAAUCCCAAAACUAAGAAGUGUUACUCGUGCAAAAUAUGUCCAUUUUCCUGCAAUAAUAAAAGCUCUUUUUUUCUUCAUCUCGGUUUACAUCGCAACCCAGCUCGCUAUAAGUGUAGUCAGUGUUCUUAUAGCGUCAGUCGGUGGAAUCUGUUGCAACAGCAUGAAAGAACUCAUUUAUCUGAAAACGAAGGGUGCAAUUCUGUUGAUGCUAAUGGUGUUCAGAUGAAUACAAAAACCAAUCAGGGAACUCUCAAAGCUAGGUUGCGCUGUCCUAAGUGCCCUUAUCAUUGUUAUGCUCAGCAUUUGUUGGAGACUCACAUGAAAAUGCAUGAACCUGGCGAACGGUGUGUGUGCAACUACUGUGACUAUAGCACUGAAAACUGGGAGGCAUUACAGAAACAUAUGGAAAUUCAUAAUGGAAUCACCAAUCUGUUGUGUUCUACUUCCAAGUUAGAUUCCUCUACACUGGAACAAGCAGCUGGAGAUGAGGAGUGUGACAACGAAAACUCUUUAAGAAGAAAGUACAGUAGCGAGAACGAGUGUGAGGAUGGAUAUCGCUGUGACCAAUGCCCUUUCACCACACCAUCCCUGGAUAUAUUGCAACAACAUGAGUCUCAACAUGAAGACAUUGACGACUCGACUUCCUGCAGUUACUGCCAGUUUACCUGCAGAAAAGAAUCUGAAAUGGAGAAACAUAUGACAACACAUCAUUACGACCAGACAUAUAAUGAAGAAGAAGAAGAAAAAGAAGAAGGAAAUAGGCUUGGGAGGACAGAAAACAAAUCAGAAGAACAUGCAGCUGAAUUAGGUUGUCGAGUUUCUGAAACUAGCCAAAAUAAUGAUGAUUGUGUAAACACUAAGUUAGAAAGUAGGAGUAGUCCGACUGAAAACGAACUGAAAAUUAACGAGACAGGUGAAGGUUCACCUGUUGAAGAAGAAGAAGAAGAAGACAGCAACAAUCUAAUUGAUGAUAGUCCAACAUCUGCAAAAUCAAAAUUAGGUUCAACUUCUUUUGAAUGUCAGUAUUGUGACCGUGGAUUUGAUGAUGAAACCUCCAUGCAGGAACACGAAAAGCAUCAUUAUAAAGCUUAUGACUCCAUCCAGCAAUAACUCAAUUUUAUACUCACUUAACUCUUAAGUUCAUGGUAAUCCUAUAACCCGGGGUAGAAGCUACCUGAUGCUCAUUGCAUAUCAGAAACCCUUUAAUGAGCAAAACAUUGGCUUCGACUGUUUUAUAUUUUGUCUGAAUCGGGUUUGAAAUUUACCUUGUUCUUAUGGUAAUUAACAAAUCAAGACAUGGCAAGUCUCUAACUAAAAUCACUCCAUUUCGUUCUCGGUAAGAAAUGGUUUAUCCUUUGAAUUAAGUCCGCUUCUCCAACAUGAUUACUUCCCUUUCGCGUGAUGCCACCAAGCAAUUUUCUUUUUCAUUUUUUAUUUUUUUUAUUUAACUUAAUUACAUUCCUUCUGUGUUUAGCCUAUGAAGAAAAAUUUAAAAAAAAAACAUAACAUUCUGUCUUAUCGUGCACAGUUUGCUCAAGAGAGAUGCUUCAUUUGUGAACAAGAACAAAAAAAAAAAAAAACUUUCUGUUUUAUUUUAGAAUCAUUGUAAAGCACUUGCAUUUUUUUCUCCCUCACUUUCACAUCAUAUUUCACUGAUACUAACAAAUUUUUGGACAAUAUUUUUAGCCUCUUUACUUGGUAUGAAGAAACCUCUAAACUUGCAAUGGUAGUGUUGUCAUAAUGAUUCUUAAAACAAGAUUAAUAUUGAUUAAGAAUCUGGUGCCAAUUUUACGUGACUUUCAACAUGGCACGAAUUUUAAAGUUAACCAAACAGAAUUUUAAAGUUAACCAAAAUUUUCUCUAUCCUGCUGCAGAACUUGAUGAAAAUGAAAUAUAAGUAUUUUAGAAUUACAAAUACAUAUGUUUAUAGCAGACAGGCUUUUACCAUCUUGUUGAAGAUAAUUCAGAGACCACACUAUUGAUUCAUGCAGAUGUUUGGAGUUUUUAAAAGUUAUUCUUAAAAAUAAUGAUACAGACAGACAAACAAGCAUUAAAAAAACUGUGGUGAAUCAAAUUAGAUUUCCUAAAUCAAAAUUUUUUGAAGAAUUACAGUCAGUCUGAAAAGAAUAAUAGUAUCAAUAGCCAUUCUUAUUUUAAAAGAAUUGAAAUUCUGCGACUGAUGUCAAGUGAUUAAAUGCUAAAGAAUGAUUAUUAAAAUACAAGAGUAAAAGUUCCCUGGAAUAUUCUGAAAUUUUAGGUUGCAUUUUUGGUAUCUGCAGUCAGAAUUACGGGACACUUAUGUAUGUAUAUAUAUGUAUGUAUAAAAUACUUGAAAAGUCUGUUGAAUUUUUUUGGAUUAUUGGAGAAACAAAAUAUUAGAGCACACAAUUUUUGGCAGUAUUCUUUGAAGCAGAAUAAUUUCAACAAUGAUAUAAAUCUUCAAGCCAAGAAUCUAAAAAAAAUCUAGGAAAAAAAUGAUAAAAAUUCUGCAAGUUCUACAGACUUAGGCGAAUAAAAAAAAAAAGAAAAAGGAAACCUAACAAUUUAAUAAACUUCUUUGCAGAUUAUUUUGUAAAUGCUGUUAUUACACAUUUAGUGCCUUUGCAAUGCAUCAGGGAAGUGAUUUGAAGAAAAUAAUUUUUUUUUUUGUCUUUUUGAAUUUUUGAGGAAAAAAACCCAAACACAAAAAAAAAAACAACAGAAAAAUGUUAAAAAUAAACAAACUAAUAGAAUCACAAAUAUAAAUAGAAAAAAAAUUAAAAAAAAAUUGAAUGAAUGAAGAGAAAAUAUUAAAAAAAAAAGCAACAAAGAAAUACAAAAAGAAAAGAAGAAACUUUGUAAAACUAACCACAUUCCACUUGAAAUCUGAAACAUAUCUGACUGUUGAUUGUAAGAUAGAAGAAUAUUAGAAUUCGGUUGAUUGUUAUUGCUACUAAUAGUGCUGACUUUUCUACAGACCUUCAUUGUUUUAAUUCUGUCAUUAUUAUUAUUAUUGGUAAAUUUUAGAAUUUUUUUUUAAAAACCAUUUUCAUUUUUUUCCCCUCCUCUCCAGUGAGGCGGGAAACAUUCCUCCUUCGUCCCCCUUCAAAAAUUAUGCACCCAUACACACACAAACACAAAACCCCCCCCCACAAAACAAUUAUAUAUUUUUCUUUGACAAUUUUUUAAAUUCCUUUUCACCAUUCCAUCAUGUAUGCAUGUGUGUGUAUGUGUGUGAUCAGUUGCUGCUUCCAACUGCAGGCUCUUCAGUGGUGCCAAGCUCACAAACAACUGAUAUAUAUCUAUAUAUAUAUAUAUAUAUAUAUAUAUAUAUACACACACACACACACACAUACACACACAUGUAUAAAUACAUGCUUUGGUUUUUUUUAAUGACUAGUUUUUUUUUAACCUUUUAUGCAUUUAUUUACAUUAUUCUACUAAAUCUUUCUAAUCAGUUAUCCAUAUUUAUGUACGUGUGUGUGUGUACAUGUGCCAUUAUUACGCAUUCAUAACUUAGUUUGAUUUGUGCUCACGCAUACACACGCACUCACACCCAUAUAUAACUCUGCAUGUACUGGAUGUGUUAUAUGAAUGUAUGUGUGUGUGUGUGUGUAUUACAUAUGUGUAUAUAUAGUCUGUAUUUUAAAAAUACAUACCCAGCUCAGCAUAGUAAGUUCUCUGCUUCUGGGAAGUUUGAUUUUUUUUUUUCUCUCUGUGUUAUAGAAUAAAUAAUUGUCCAAAUUCUUUCACAACAUUCCACUUUGGUGAGAGUUAGCCUUUUUCAAACUUAAUUCAUCAUAUUAUUUCAUUAAAGUUAAUGAAACGAUAACUUUUUUCCCUAUCUCUCUCUGUCCUUUUGAAAGAAAAACGAAAAAGGUACAUUCCAGUUUCAUCCUUGAAAGAUGAUGCAUAUCUUUCAGAUUCUUUGAAUCCAAAAAGAAAACAUGUUACUUAAUGUAGAAUCGAGAGCAGCUAAACUGUUUUAAACAGCAGUGAAAAUAUUUCAAGUUGGACGAUGACAUUAAAAUGUGGACAAAAAACACAACACACACCCUGUCUGUUUGUCUAUCUGUCUGUCUGUCUCUCUUUGAUACAUACACACACACGAACACAAAUCUCAUAUUAUUUCAUCAUUAAUAAUCAAAAUAUUUCAAUAAUUAUUAUCAGUCAUCAUGACCAUGUUAACACCGUUCGUUUCUGUUACCCAUAUUUUCAUUUAUUUAAUUCUUAUAUUUUUUAAGUAAUUUCUUUUCCUUUCUAUAACAACAAUAUUAGGGAAAGUAUUUUUUAAGCUCAUUCUCCUUUUUUUUCUUCGUUUUCACUUGGGGUGGGGGUGGAUAGGUAGAAUAGACAGAUUGGUGAAUGAUAUGCCUUCAUUUUGUUCAUUCCUUUUCACAUCUGUUUCUCUCCUCCACCUCAUGCCACAUAGGUUAGACAAUUAUAAUUAUAUUCUAUGUAAUUAUGUCCCUUUGCAGUCCAAGUUAGCAUUUGGCUGGCUUGUCUUUGAUUUUCUUCUGUGAGGUUCAGUAAAAUGAACUCGCUGUCAGAUACUGAUGUCAGUUUAAUUGAUUUCAGCCUCCUCCUUCACUGUAGUAUGCAACUGUUGCAUCAUUAUUUACUGUCCACUUUGCCAUGCAUGCAUGGGUCAGAUAGAAUUAGUUGAGGCAGAUUUUGUUAAAGCUGGGAUGCCUUACUUGAUGCCAACCUUCAACUCUUUCCAGGUUAGUUAAACACCUUCCUAUAGCUAGACAGGUUUUUCACAGAAGACUGGAGACAAACAACUUUGCUUGUAUGACAGUGAUUUUCAUUUACAACUAUCUCAUGGUGUCUACACAAGGUUACACACAAACACAUACACGCACACAGUAAACUUCUUCCAGUUUUUGUCUACCAAAUCCACUCACAAGAUUUUGGUUGGGGGCUAUAGUAAAAGAUAAUUUUCCAAGGUGUUGCACAUUGGGACUGAACCUAAGACCAUGUGGUUGAGAAGCAAGCUUCUUAACCACACAGUUAGAUUAGCAGGAUUAGGAGAGUGACAGAUUAACAUUCCUUGCAGGCUGAUGAUCCUUUAUGGGUUUCAAAUCCUGAUGAUUCUUGUCUUGACUUUUCAUUCUUCUAGAGUUGGUAAAACAAGUUUAAUUAAUUACUCAGCUUAAUUAAUCAAUUAGACUUCUCUUUAAAAAUGUCUCGUCUUGUACCUGUAACAAAACAUUAGGAAAUACUUUUCAUACUGGUUUUUCCAUAUGUCUGUCUUGAUCUACUCCUUUUUGCUAAUCUUUACUCACUUUUUUCAUUAAUCUUUACUCACUUUUUUCAUUAAUCUUUGCUCUUUUACUUGUUUUAGCCAUUAGACCGUGGUCAUGCAGGGGAGCUACUAUGAAGAAUUUUAGUUGAACGAGUCAAUCCUUUUAUUGAUCUCUUUUGCCGAACCACUAAGUUACAGGGACACAAACACAAACAUAUAUUUGAUAGGCUUCUUUCAGUUUCCAUCUACCAAAUCCUCUCACAAGGCUUUGGUUAACCCAAGGCCAUAAUAGAACACUCUUGCCUGAGGUGCCAUGCUUUGGAACUGAACCUAGAACCAUGUGAUUGGGAACCAAAAUUUUUACUACACGCCAAUACCUUCACCUAAUUUUUAAUUUCUCAUUGCAAAACAACUAAUUCCUUCAGUUAAUUAUUUUGAAUUAUUUUUUUCUAUUUCCUAUUGUUGACAAUAGUUGAACUGUGCAUCAUUUAUCUACAACUUGUAUCUAGAUUUAUACAAACCCAAACU
Molecule: messenger RNA, 12643 nt
Organism: Octopus bimaculoides (California two-spot octopus)
Lineage: Eukaryota; Metazoa; Mollusca; Cephalopoda; Octopoda; Octopodidae
Biological process (GO): positive regulation of transcription by RNA polymerase II
Cellular component (GO): nucleus
Source: RefSeq, a predicted model, not a curated record